Molecule: messenger RNA, 1518 nt
Organism: Lachancea mirantina
Lineage: Eukaryota; Fungi; Ascomycota; Saccharomycetes; Saccharomycetales; Saccharomycetaceae
Source: the annotation of a GenBank genome assembly
AUGAGCACGCAUACAGAAUUCAAAGAGAACACAGUUGUUGUUGUCUUUGGAGCAAGUGGUGACUUAUCGAAGAAAAAGACGUUUCCGGCUUUAUUUGGUCUUUUCAGAGAAGGGUAUUUGGAUUCCAGUACAAAGAUUAUUGGUUAUGCACGUUCAAAAUUGACCGAUGAGGAUUUGAGAGGUAAAAUAGCGCCAAAUCUCAAGAAACCUAACGGAGCUAAAGACGAUGAAAAAGCGGAGCAAUUCCUCAAGAUGGUGAGCUACAUUUCAGGGCCUUAUGAUGAAGACCAAGGCUUCAACACAUUGAGAACGGAGAUCGAGGAGUACGAAAAACAAAAGGGUGUAGAGGAGCCUCACAGGCUGUUUUAUCUUGCGCUGCCUCCAAGCGCUUUCAUGCCCGUGGCGAACAACAUAAAGAAGCUUGUUUACGCUAAAAAUGGUAUAACGCGUGUUGUUGUCGAAAAGCCUUUUGGCCAUGAUUUAGAAUCUUCCCGUGAACUUCAAAGGGACCUUUCUCCACUUUUCACCGAAGACGAGCUGUUCAGAAUUGACCAUUAUUUGGGCAAGGAGCUAGUGAAAAACUUGCUUUUGCUCAGAUUUGGCAACACGUUCCUCAAUGCCGCUUGGAAUAAAGAAAAUAUUCAAAUGAUACAGAUUUCUUUUAAAGAGCCUUUUGGCACAGAAGGUAGAGGUGGCUAUUUUGACGAAAUUGGUAUAAUCCGCGAUGUCAUGCAGAACCACUUGUUACAAAUCUUAACAUUGUUGACAAUGGAACGUCCCGUUUCUUUCGAUCCCGAAUCUGUUCGCGAUGAGAAAGUACGCGUUUUGAAGGCAUUUGCCCCAAUUGACACCAACGACAUUCUCACUGGUCAGUAUACAAAAUCUGAGGACGGAGAAAAGCCAGGAUAUCUUGAUGACGAAACUGUAAACCCGGACUCGAAAUGUGUUACUUUUGCUGCUCUUGGUUUCAAAAUUCGUAACGAGCGUUGGGAUGGUGUUCCAAUCGUCAUGCGUGCUGGAAAAGCUUUAAACGAAGGCAAAGUUGAAAUAAGAGUUCAAUUCAAAGCUGUUCCUUCUGGAAUUUUCAAAGAUAUUCCUCACAAUGAAUUGGUCAUAAGAGUCCAACCAAAUGAAGCCAUUUAUUUGAAAGUUAACUCAAAGACUCCUGGACUUUCGACAACCACUCAGGUGACAGAACUUGAUUUGACAUAUGCUAAGCGUUAUAAAAAUUACUGGAUUCCAGAGGCGUAUGAGGCAUUGAUCAGAGAUGUGUUGAAAGGAGUUCACUCGAAUUUUGUGAGAGACGACGAACUUGACGUAAGCUGGAAAUUAUUCACUCCACUUCUCAAUUUCUUGGAGGGCCCUGACGCUCCACAGCCAGAGCUAUACGCUUACGGCUCAAGAGGACCUAAGCAUUUGGCUGAGUACUUGGAAAAGCAUAAAUAUGUUUUUGAGGAACAGGGCUUAUACCAAUGGCCUGUUUCCAGUCCAGACCAGUCUAAAGUUUCAAAAAUGUGA